Drosophila subobscura is the source of this 1588-nucleotide messenger RNA. RefSeq names its product nitrilase and fragile histidine triad fusion protein NitFhit (gene NitFhit). Gene Ontology annotation, biological process: nucleobase-containing compound metabolic process. Gene Ontology annotation, molecular function: hydrolase activity, acting on carbon-nitrogen (but not peptide) bonds, in linear amides; bis(5'-adenosyl)-triphosphatase activity. Lineage: Eukaryota; Metazoa; Arthropoda; Insecta; Diptera; Drosophilidae. The record is from RefSeq and is a predicted model, not a curated record. The coding region runs from base 127 to 1521 and encodes 464 amino acids. The transcript has a single exon.
GCCAUUACGAAAAUAAUGCAUUAAACUUCAGUAAAAAGUAUAGGUGAUAAGAAACCUGGUGAUAAUUGGGCGACGUAACCGUAACUAGCACAAACAAAUUCACUCAUUCCCGAUUACCGGUCUUCAAUGUCAAGCCUAUUCAAAAUUAUCCGUCAAAGUAUUUCCAGCCACAAUCGACAGCAACUGAGAAAUAUGGCGAGCAGAGCGGAAAAUAUUAGAAACGGUCAAAGUGCGACAAUUGCUGUUGGGCAGAUGCGAUCCACCAACGAUAAGGUCGGAAAUCUAAGUCAGGUGAAGGAGCUUAUUAAGAAAGCCAAAUCUGAGAAUGCACAAAUGAUAUUUCUUCCCGAGUGCUGCGACUUUGUGGGCGAAACCCGCGCCCAGACAAUCGAGCUAGCAGAAAGGCUGGAUGGGAAACUGGUUUCAGAAUACAAAGAGUUGGCCAAGUGCCACCACAUGUGGCUCUCUCUCGGGGGCAUACACGAAUUGAACGAUCAAGGGAAAAUUUACAAUGCCCAUGUUCUGAUUAGUGAGAAGGGUGAGCUCGCUUCCGUCUACCGCAAGAUGCACCUGUUCGAUGCCACAACGAAGGAUAUUCGGUUGCGCGAAUCAGAUACAGUGUCCGCUGGGGAGCGCUUGGAGAAGCCAGUAGCAACAGCUGCUGGCCAAGUUGGUCUACAGAUUUGCUACGAUCUUCGUUUUGCCGAGCCGGCGAUUUUGUUAAGGAAGUUGGGCGCUCAACUCCUCACGUAUCCAGCUGCCUUUACCUAUGCUACGGGAAAAGCCCACUGGGAGAUUCUUCUGCGUGCCAGGGCGAUUGAGACGCAGUGUUUUGUAGUCGCCGCAGCCCAACAAGGAUGGCAUAACCAAAAGCGACAGAGCUGGGGUCACAGCAUGAUCAUCAGUCCUUGGGGAAAGGUGAUGGCCGAUUGCGGCGGAGAAAAAGAUUUGGAUAUAGCCACAGCAAAUAUAGACCUUUCCAUUCUGGACUCGCUUCGUCAGAGCAUGCCCUGCUUUGAUCAUCGACGCAAUGAUCUUUACAGCUUGACGGCUUACAACAUUCGUGGCAGGGAACCCGACGUGGAUCGUGCCUUUGCGGAUAACAUUGUGGACAAGCGCACCAUUUUCUACGAAUCAGAGCACUGCUUUGCAUUUACCAAUCUUCGUUGCGUAGUCGAGGGUCACGUAUUAGUGUCGACCAAGCGAGUAACGCCCCGGUUGUGUGGACUCGACUGUGCCGAGAUGACAGACAUGUUCGCCACUGUUUGCAUGGUACAGCGGUUGCUGGAGAAGAUCUAUCAAACCACAUCGGCCACAGUUACUGUGCAAGAUGGAGCCCAAGCCGGGCAGACUGUUCCCCAUGUCCACUUCCAUGUUAUGCCGCGUCGCCAAGGAGACUUUGGUCACAACGAUCAGAUCUAUGUAAAGCUGGAGGAUUGCACCGAAAGCAAGCCACCGCGCACACUACAAGAGAGGAUUAAUGAGGCUCAGGUUUAUCGCACCUAUUUUAACGAAAGCUAAAAAGUGUUUGAAUAGUUAUGCACUGUAAUUACCUUGACACAUACUAAUAAAUACAAAUCUUAGCCGG